Teleopsis dalmanni is the source of this 506-nucleotide messenger RNA. RefSeq lists its product as uncharacterized. Bases 98 to 385 code for a protein of 95 amino acids. Lineage: Eukaryota; Metazoa; Arthropoda; Insecta; Diptera; Diopsidae. The record is from RefSeq and is a predicted model, not a curated record. The transcript is spliced from 3 exons.
UUGUGCUUUCAUAUUGAAAUUUACGAACGAAUUAAAGUAAAUUAAGUUUUUCAUUUUAAAAAAUAUAUAUAAUUUAUUAAACGAAAUAUAAAUCGAAAUGAAGCUGCUUAGAAAUAGCUCAACAUAUUUGGUGAUCUUCUUGAUUUUAUUCGCAUGUUGUGCCCAGGAUGCGGAAGGAACACGUCGAGUAUUACGUGGACGUAGAACGCUAACACGCAGAUACUUUACUGGCCUCGCCAUUCCCGGUUGGGCGCUAGUGCUGCUCAUAGCAGUUAGUGAACUUUUAAUUGGCGUCAUACUAUAUUUUGUGCUGCGCAGAUUUAUACUAUCCAAGGAGGUGGAACAGGCGAAUACUUAUGCUCCAGCUGCAACCCAUGAAGCUUGAAGCUUGCAACGCGCGAAUAAUUUUGCACCGAAAAGUCAAAAAGUUCAAAGACGCAACAAUUGCUGCAUAAAUUAUGGCACAAUUUUACACCAAAUUAAAAACAAAAAUAUGUUUCACAAUA